Molecule: messenger RNA, 2682 nt
Organism: Hydra vulgaris (swiftwater hydra)
Lineage: Eukaryota; Metazoa; Cnidaria; Hydrozoa; Anthoathecata; Hydridae
Product: WD repeat-containing protein 70
Cellular component (GO): site of double-strand break; nucleus
Molecular function (GO): protein binding
Source: RefSeq, a predicted model, not a curated record
UUUUUUAAAACAAUCUAUUAUUUUACAGUUAUGCAUAAUAUUUAGACCUAAAUAAAAUUUGGCUUUUCCAUUUUUACCAGUAACAUUUAAUUAUGGCAUCCGAAGAAGAUAUCAUGCGAAAUUUGAUGGGGUUUAGUGGAUUUGGUGCAAAAAAACCACCAAAAGAAGAAAUUUUAAACCAAAAGUUGAAUGAAGCAAAACGACUUGUUAAAUCAGAUUGCCCAUCUUUUGAUAAUGAUGAAGAUGUUGCGAUUGGGCCCUCUCCAACUUUAGCAAUUGUCAAUGAUUUAAAAAAUGAAGUAGAAAAAAACGUUAAAGAAACAGUAAAAGAUGAUGAUUCUGACAGCGAUGAUUCGGAAGAAGAUGACUUUGAGUUGACUCCAGUACAAAAAAUACCAAUGUCUCAUGAAAUCACUCUGUUGCACGGUCAAAAAGUAGUUUCAGCAAUGGCUCUUGACCCAUCAGGCUCUCGACUUGCUACUGGCAGCUAUGAUUAUGAAGUAAAGUUUUGGGAUUUUAAUAGCAUGGAUGUUAGUUUACGACCUUUUCGAACACUAACGCCGGCAGAUGGUCAUUGGGUAAAUGCGUUACAAUAUAGCGCAACAGGUGAUAGGAUAUUGGUUUCGACCGGAAACGCACAACCUCAAGUUUUAGAUCGUGAUGGACAUCAAGUAUACGAAUGCAAAAAAGGAGAUCAGUAUAUUGUCGAUAUGAAAAAUACUAAAGGUCAUGUGUCUAUGGUUCGUAACUCUUGCUGGGAUCCAAGAGACAAAAACCAUUUUAUUUCAUGCGGGGACGACGGAACUAUUCGUUUAUGGGAUAUUAACACGGUAAAAAAGAACACAGAUGUGAUCAGAAUGAAAAAUAAACAGAGUAAAAAAACUGGUGUGACUUUUUGUUUGUUUAAUCGAGAUGGAAAACUAAUUGUUGGAUCAGGUCAAGAUGGUUCGAUUCAAGGAUGGGAUACUAGACGACUGUUUGUUAAUACAUCUUUAAGUAAUAUGCAAGCUCAUACUAACGGAAGUGAAACUUCUUGCUUAUGUCUAUCUUCUGACGAAAAGUCCCUUAUAUCGCGCGGAGGUGACGAUACUUUAAAAUAUUGGGAUUUAAGAAACUUUCAAAAACCAGUCGCUGUAGCAAAAGAUUUAGUCAGCUAUUAUACGACCACAAAAUGUCUCUUUAGUCCUGAUGAGAAAUUAAUUGUAACCGGAACUUCUGCAAAAAAAGGGGGAGGAAAUGGGAAAUUAGUGUUUUUAGAACGAGAUACACUUAAUAUUGCCCAUGAAUUAGAUUUCGGGAACGCAUCUGUAGUUUGUACAUUGUGGCAUGUAAAAUUGAAUCAAAUAUUAGUGGGUUUAUCUGACGGUAACGUUAAAGUUCUAUUUGAUCCUACUAGAAGUAUCAAAGGAGCAACGCUUUGUGUUGGCAAAGUAAAAAACAAGCGUAUUGAUCCAGGUGAGGGCUUGGUGAAACCUCAAAUCAUUAAUCCUAUUACCCUAAAACUAUAUCGUGAGAAAAAAGCAGAAACUAUGAAAAAAAUAAAAGCAAAACAACGUGCGGAUCCGAUUGCGUCUCACAAGCCAGAAGCACCAUUAGGCCUGUCACAUGGUGUUGGCGGUCGUAUGAAAGAAGGAAUGAGUUUAACCGGGUUUGUUAUUAAAAACAUAGCUCUUGCAAAAGCUGAUACUGCUAACCCAAGGGAAGCAAUCUUAAAGCAUGCAAAAGCUGCUGCUGAAGACCCUUUCUGGAUUGCGCCAGCCUAUUCUAAAACACAGCCUAACCCUAUUUUUACAACAAAAAGUGAUUCGGAUAGUGAAGAAGAUGAUAACGAGCUUGUGACAGUAAAAAGACAGAAAGUUGAUUAGUUUUGUCAAUACGUCUAUUUAAUAUAUGAUUUUAAUUUCAUUACUUUAUAAGCAAAUAAAAUGUUUUGUGGCUAAAUUCUUUUUGAGAAAUGAACAAUUUAACUUUUUCAAUGCAUUGUCAUAUCAAAUUUUCUGCAAUCAAUUUUCUAUUGAUAGAUUUUUGAUCAUUUUCCUUGUAAAACUGUUUUGAGAACGAUAAGAAACACGAAAGUAGUGAUUCAACUCAUUAAUAUCGACUGAAAAUGGAGUCUCAAAAAGAUAUCUUUCAAAUUCGUAUGAACCACUGAACCAUUUAUGGUUUAUAACGUCAUCAAUUGUUGCUCUUUUUUCAUUGUCGACGUUUAACAUCCAGUGAAGAAGAUGAAGUAAAUCUACAAAAUGAAACAGCAUUUCAAUUUAAGCCGUCAGUAUAGUGCGUACGCAAGUUAGAAUUUCUACCCUCCUUUUUUUAUAUAUAUUUUUUGAGACCCUUAUCCCCACUAUCACUUAUCACCCGCCUGCAUAUUUACCCCUUUUUUUUACAGUUUAUAUUAAAAAAAAUCUGGAUGGACCUGAGAACGAUAAAAAUAGUAAUUCGACUAAUCGAGUAUUCGAAAUUCGACGAAAAAAUUGCGCGCAAUUUAAUUUUAUACCAACUAUUGUCAAUACUGCUAUAAGCGCCACGGAGUGUCUAACAACUUUUAGCGUCGUACUUUCUGAUAUCAAUAUCUAACAGGUGCUGUUUAAGAUGAUAAGUCAAAACUCGUGCAGUCAGAAUGUACUCAUUUUCAGUUUUUUUGUAGUUUUAUUAUUCUAUGCUUAAGGUAAAAAAAAACUU